Messenger RNA from Nematostella vectensis (starlet sea anemone), 3091 nucleotides. RefSeq names its product threonine--tRNA ligase 1, cytoplasmic. Gene Ontology annotation, cellular component: cytoplasm. NCBI's taxonomy places the organism in Eukaryota, Metazoa, Cnidaria, Anthozoa, Actiniaria, Edwardsiidae. The record is from RefSeq and is a predicted model, not a curated record. Gene Ontology annotation, biological process: threonyl-tRNA aminoacylation. The transcript is spliced from 19 exons. Gene Ontology annotation, molecular function: ATP binding; threonine-tRNA ligase activity. Bases 237 to 2456 code for a protein of 739 amino acids.
AAGUGACUUUGCAAUUUGUUAUAAUGGUGAUCAACUAUAGCCUGCGUAGCGGCUAGACCAACUACAACUGUAUGCCCCUCAUCAAGUGAAGCACUCUAUUUCUUACGAAUUGUUCGGGAAGCGAUUGAUAAAGGUUUGAUGUGCAAGAAGGAAUGGACUGAGUUUAAGUGUUCGCCAAUAAUACCUAGAUUCAUAUUAUGUAGCUUCAAUAUAUCGUAAUAGAAUGAAAAUACACAAUGGUGAGAAUUCCAAAAAGCCUUUUUGGAAGUGCAUUACAAACCAGAGUAUUCAUAGCAUCUUUAAAGCGAUGUUUUGCACGAAACGUUUUGAAGACGUCCGUGGAAUCGUCACCCCUGAUCCAAUGCAGAAUGGUGUCUGAUUCUUCCAAAAAAUACCCAGAGAAUGAGGAGCUUAAAACAUAUCCUCUAGAGCUGGACCCUCCCCCAUCAUAUAUUCAGUCCAGAAUUGAGAUGUUUGAUCGACUUAAGGCUGAAUACGAUGCCGAGAUUGCAGCGAAGGAGAAGACACCUAUUAAGAUCACAUUGCCUGAUGGUAAAGAGAUAGAGGGUCUGUCAUGGAAAACCACUCCCUAUGAGAUAGCUUGUUCCAUCAGUCAAGGUCUUGCAGAUAACACAGUAAUUGCCAAGGUAAAUGGUGAGGUGUGGGAUCUAGACCGCGUGUUGGAGGGAGACUGUAGUUUGCAGCUCUUAAAAUUUGAUGAUGAUGAAGGCCGUGCUGUGUUUUGGCAUUCAAGUGCACACGUUCUCGGUGAAGCAAUGGAGAGGCAUUAUGGUGGCUGUCUAUGUUACGGUCCUCCCAUCGAAGAGGGAUACUACUACGACAUGCAUCUUGAAGGAAGACAAGUCUCUUCAAAUGAUUUUUCGUCAUUGGACAAUCUCACUAAGAAAAUCACCAAAGAGAAACAGCCCUUUGAAAGACUUGAAAUGAAAAAAGAAGAUCUAUUAGAAAUGUUCAAGUAUAAUGAGUUCAAGUGCAGAAUAUUAAAUAACAAAGUGAAGACCCCAACAACCACUGUUUACAGAUGCGGGCCUCUUAUCGAUUUGUGUCGAGGUCCCCAUGUCAGGCACACAGGCAAAAUCAAAUCCAUUGCUGUUACGAAGAAUUCUGCCACUUAUUGGGAAGGUAAUUGUGAAGCAGAAUCUCUUCAGAGAAUUUAUGGUAUCUCUUUUCCCAAUGACAAGCAGAUGAAAGAGUGGAAGAAAUUCCAGGAGGAGGCAGCAAAGAGAGAUCACAGGAAGAUUGGCAGGGAUCAAGAGCUUUUCUUUUUCCAUGAGCUAAGUCCUGGAAGCUGUUUCUUCUUGCCCAAGGGUGCCGUCAUCUACAACACCCUCAUCAACUUUAUCAAGGAGCAAUACUGGAAACGUGGAUUCCAAGAAGUAGUCUCACCCAACAUCUACAGCACAAAACUAUGGGAAACUUCAGGCCACUGGCAGCAUUACUCUGAACACAUGUUUUCCUUUGAAGUUGAAAAGGAGAGCUAUGCCCUCAAGCCUAUGAACUGCCCUGGUCAUUGUUUAAUGUUUGAUCACCGCCCCCGGUCCUGGCGGGAGCUACCCCUGCGCAUGGCAGAUUUUGGUGUCCUCCACCGUAAUGAGCUCUCUGGUACACUAAGUGGCCUGACAAGGGUAAGGCGCUUUCAACAGGAUGACGCCCACAUCUUCUGCACUGCCGACCAGAUUGGACAGGAGAUCAUCAGCUGUCUGGACUUCCUGAAACAUGUGUACGGUGUUUUUGGGUUCACCUUCAAGCUCAACCUGUCCACACGCCCUGAAAAGUACUUGGGUAAGAUCGAGCUUUGGAACCAAGCAGAGAAAGAACUAGAAGCAGCCCUUAAUGGCUUUGGCCAGGCCUGGGUCCUGAACCCUGGAGAUGGCGCGUUCUAUGGCCCCAAGAUUGAUAUCCAGAUCCAAGAUGCCUUGCGCCGCUACCACCAGUGUGCUACAAUACAGCUGGACUUCCAGCUGCCAGAGAGAUUCAACCUGACCUACGUCACGGGUGAGGGAGACGAGAGGAAAAGACCGGUCAUUGUACAUCGUGCUAUCCUGGGCUCUGUGGAGCGAAUGAUCGCUAUUCUUACCGAGAGCUUUGGCGGCAAGUGGCCGUUCUGGCUGUCUCCGCGUCAAGCCAUUGUCAUACCUAUUGGACCAAAGUAUGACGAGUAUGCCCAGAAGGUCAUGAGUGACAUCCUUGCUGCUGGAUACCACGUGGACGCUGAUCUAGACCACGGCACCACUCUCAACAAGAAAGUUCGCAACGCACAGCUUGCACAGUACAACUUUAUCUUUGUGGUUGGCGAGAAGGAGGCGACCACGGGCACAGUAAACGUGCGCACUCGGGAUAACAAGGUUCACGGCGAGUUUAGCGUGGAAGCCGUGCUCAACAAGUUCGCGACGCUGACCUCUGAGCGCGUGCGCAAUAGCGAGGAAGAAUUCUAAAUUACUGGUCAGCGGUGUGGUUGUGGCAAAAGGCCUUAUCACUUCUUGCUUUUGCUGGGAAAGUAGUGCGAAGUUCUAGUUUGGUAAAAUAGGCUAAAAAUGUCAAAAACAAUUCUCGAAUGGUGGUAUUACCCUAUAGGAAAAAAAAACAUUUUUUACCACUAGUAAAAAAAUGUGCUACUCUGGUACUGCCAAAGCUAUCAAGAUUGUCAUUAAUAAAUAGCUGUAAUAUUUACUUUCAAAUAAAAAAAAACCCUCCCUCAAGGACAUUUUGACAUUUUACACAUGUUAGUGAAGUAUUUGUGUUGCUUUCGCCAUAUGUAGUUCUGCUUGAAUUAACGGCGCAGCAACCCAAGCGAGUGAAUAAUAACGAAAGCUAUUACCUUGAUUAAUUAUACAGUAGAACCCCGAUAACUCGAACUCUGUCGGGUCUUAUGGAUAACGUCAAUACAGUAGAACCCCGAUAACCCGAACAUUGACGGGUCUUAUAGGUAGUGGUUAUACAGUUAAACCCCGAUAAUUCGAACUCUUACGGAAGACAAAAAUCAGUUUGAAUUAACGGGGUCGAUUCAAAAAUUCUCUUGCCUGCUUAUAAUUUUAUUGAAAAUAAAAGAUAAUAAAAACAGUCACCACUA